Salvia splendens (bonfire salvia) is the source of this 1521-nucleotide messenger RNA. Its product is annotated as maspardin. The transcript has 8 exons. The record is from RefSeq and is a predicted model, not a curated record. Bases 205 to 1275 code for a protein of 356 amino acids. Lineage: Eukaryota; Viridiplantae; Streptophyta; Magnoliopsida; Lamiales; Lamiaceae.
ACCACGUGGACCGCCCAUUUCGUUGUUUCUGCUCCUCGUCAAACCCAAUGAAUCGGUAUUAACCAAUUCUCUCCCUAAAUCUUGCAAAGGCAAGGAAAAAAAGCAGCAAACACCCAUCAAAAUCACAAAUCCCAAGCUAAUUAAAGGUGCAAUAUUGCUCUUUAGAAUCAAUCUCAUACAACAUUAGAUGCGUUAAAAUCGGCAAUGAAAGGCUCAUUUUCAGUGCCCGGCGACUACAUCUACUUCAAGUCUCAGGUUCCUUUACACAAAAUCCCGAUUGGCUCAAAGCAAUGGAGAUAUUACGAUUUUGGUCCAAAAUACGUGCCUCCUUUAAUCUGCCUGCCUGGUAUAGCUGGAACUGCAGAUGUGUACUACAAACAAAUCAUGUCACUAUCAAAUAAGGGUUAUCGAGUCAUAUCAGUUGAUAUUCCCCGUGUAUGGAAUAAUCAAGAGUGGAUCCAAGCAUUUGAGAAGUUUUUGGAUGUUAUUGAUGUCCAUCAUAUACAUCUGUACGGCACAUCACUUGGAGGGUUCCUGGCUCAACUUUUUGCUCAGCAUCGUCCACGGAGAGUUAAAUCAUUGGUACUCUCAAACACAUUCUUGGAGACAAGUAAUUUCUCGGCAGCCAUGCCUUGGGCUCCCAUUGUAGGCUGGGCCCCUUCGUUUUUACUGAAACGGUAUGUUCUUACUGGAAUCCGUGAUGGUCCUCAUGAACCUUUCAUUGCAGAUUCAGUGGAUUUUGUUGUUGCGCAGGUUGAGACCCUUUCUAAAGAUGACUUGGCCUCAAGGUUGAGUUUAACGGUUGAUUCAGCAUCAGUUGGACCACUUCGGCUUUCAGAUACUUUUAUAACAAUAAUGGAUACCAAUGACUUUUGUGCGGUUCCUCAAGAACUCAAGGAUCAAGUGAUCGAACGAUAUCCUGGUGCCAGACUAGCGAAUCUCAAGUCUGGUGGAGAUUUUCCUUUUCUUUCACGGCCAGAUGAAGUAAAUCUUCAUCUUCAGCUACAUCUGAGACGAGUUGGUGUUGAAGCCCAGCCAGAAUAUGUCCAAGGCACCAGUAGGGAUGGUGCUGGUGAGAGUUCAAGUGACCAAAACAAUGAACGAGGUGGUGUGGAUGAUGAAUCAAAAGACGAGACGAGGGACUACAUUGGUGCCACAAAUGAAAACAGUGGCGCCACAAAUGAAAACGAAUCACCUCUGGCUUUGGAAACUCCUUUUCUGGGUAAUUUUGAUAAUGAGAUUCUCAGGAAUGUGCAUCUAUCUAAUGAUGAGUGAUCGAUGCACAUGACCACUUAUGCUGAAAGCUAUGGCAACGAAUCAGACCUUUCGUAUGAAUAUAUCAUUCUUAAAAUUGCUCCAUUUUGCAUAGAUUGUACAUUUAUAGGAUACCAGUGUUGGGAAUUUAAGCAUUAUUUGAUGUAUUAUUUUGUACAUUAAUAUUGAAGUUUUCUGGAUAGGGGAUGUUUGUCUUGAAUUUUUAUCAUCCAUUUUCUGUGUGAGAAACCAACAUUUUCCUUUGUA